AUGGAAAGUGUUAGGAAGGACAUCAAGGUGUGCAGUCUAACUAGGGUGCAGAACAGCGGCUACUCCAGUCAUCAGGUGUUCUACUUCUUCAGGAGAGUCUUCGUCAUGAACAUGUUUGAAAAGGAUGUGUUACCAGCAUUCCUGCAGUACUGCACCUGUGUGUGUGAGGCAGGUACAACAGGUGAGACAGGUGAAAUAGAGACAGGUGUGCUGCAGGUGCUGACUCAGUUGGUCCUGCUGAAGAGACCCCCGCCUGACACAGGUGCGGCCUUACCUGCCUGGGACAGGUAUCCUCUCCACUUCAAGGAACAGAAUAAGAAAAGCAAGAAGAAAGGUCAGAGUUCAGCCAGCCUCCAGCCGAGACCAGUGCAACUGAUUCUGUCCCAACUGGAGAUGGUACCAGACCAGGGGAGCAUGUGGAGGCUGUGGGGGGCUCUUAUAUGUCUGCCUCAUCUCAGGAUCUCUGAUAAAGACCACCUGUUUGAGCUGCUACAGAGUCUAACCCACAAGCUCAGUGGAGAGGCAAAGUCCAGUUCUCAGUCAGAAGAGAAGUGGUUAUACCUGCUGUCCCUGGCUGUCUUUGCCCUCCUGCACCACUGUGCACCUGAGCAGGGUCUCACACCGGAGUUGUCUGGUCUCCUGCUGGAGUUACUCAGGACAUAUCCCAGCAGCCCGUCUGUUCUGUGGGCGGCAGAUAUUUUCUUCACGACAGCGAGACAACAGGAGACGUCGGGAGAAGAGCUCCUUAAGGAGAAUGUCUUAGAAGACGUCUUCCCACACUUGCAGCCCAACCUGUCCAACCCUGCGGGGAAGGUUAGACUGCUGACUUUAAGAGUCCUCAGCAACUUCAAGGUUGAGCUGCCUGACCUAGAGCUAGGUGAGGAGGAGUUCCAAGACGCGAGGGAGUCCGUCUUUAAGACGUGUCUCCAGGCAGAAGGAACCCCGGCCAGUGUUCAGCAGUACCGGGAGAAGCUCAUGUAUCUGAACAGGCUGGACUUCGACACCGUCAGGAGAUGUGUGCCUAAGGGGCCUUAUCAACAGGUUGCUCUGAGGUGUCUGAUUGGUCAGCUGUACGUCAACAUGAAGUUACUAUGGAAACCUGUCACCGACCUCAUCAAGUCUCAUGCCUGUGGGAUGGACUUGAAGGAGUUCUGGUCUGUCUGGAGGGAACACCUGAAGCAAGCAGCAGAGCAAGCAGAGCAAGACCUUUACAAGCCGAAGAAGGGUGACAGUCCAUCUGACCAGCCUGAGCCUGAAGACUCCCCCGAGGAUUUCUUUGAAGAAACGUUCCAAGACGUCAUCGCUAACCGUUCCACUCCUGACCACACCAACUUCCGCCAUCUUCUCUGGACCGCCAUGGCCGAUUUUCCCGACAAUUGCGAGCCGAAAUCACGGGACUUGUCGCCGCUGCUCUUCCAGUUCUUCGACAACGAGUAUUACCCAGCAGACCUUGCUGCCGCCCCUGCACAGGACAUCAGGAAACCCCAGGAGAGCAAGACUGAUGAUGUCAUAGAAAUGGACCAAUCAGGAGUCGAGGAUUCCGAUUUGAAUAUAAAAAGCGACCAAUUAGAGGAUAAAGAUGACGAUGAUGCUGAGGAUAAAGAUGAGGAAGAAGAAGAUGAUGACAUCACACAUGAAGACGUCUCCACAGCUGACAAAGUCUCAAGGACAAGGAGAAAAGCAGCAUCAAGGUCACUUGUUGUCCACUUGACCUUGUUCUCCAAGUUUAAGAGCCCCAGAAGCCUGUACCUGGAGCCCAGGCUGAAGGAAUUGUACUUCGAGAUGCUAAAACACAGGGAGCAAGACGUCCAAAGAGCAGCCCUGGCCUGCCUGAUGACAUACAAGGCCCCCUACCUCACCCCUUACUCUGACAACUUAGACAGACUUCUCCAAGACAAGGAGUUCCGAGAAGAGCUGACCCUGUUCAGCAUUGACCAGGAGAGCAGUGUGGUACAGCAGGAGCACAGGGAGGGGCUGCUGCCAGUGCUCUUCAGGCUGCUGUACGGGCGUAUGCAGCAGAAGACCGGAGAGGGCACGCAGGGUCGGCAGGGGGCGAGGGUCAGGACUGCCCUGGUGCUCAGGUUCCUUGGGGGGUGCACGCCGGAGGAGCUGGAGAACUUCUUAGACAUGAUCUUAGCUCCGUUUGCUCACCUGAUGAACACAG
Molecule: messenger RNA, 2164 nt
Organism: Branchiostoma floridae (Florida lancelet)
Lineage: Eukaryota; Metazoa; Chordata; Leptocardii; Amphioxiformes; Branchiostomatidae
Product: small subunit processome component 20 homolog
Exons: 13
Cellular component (GO): nucleolus; small-subunit processome; 90S preribosome
Source: RefSeq, a predicted model, not a curated record